Messenger RNA from Lingula anatina, 1018 nucleotides. Its product is annotated as pre-mRNA-splicing factor SPF27-like. Gene Ontology annotation, biological process: mRNA processing. The record is from RefSeq and is a predicted model, not a curated record. Gene Ontology annotation, cellular component: catalytic step 2 spliceosome; precatalytic spliceosome; Prp19 complex. NCBI's taxonomy places the organism in Eukaryota, Metazoa, Brachiopoda, Lingulata, Lingulida, Lingulidae.
UGACGGUCUGUGCACGUUAAUGCUCUGAGACCGUGACAAGACAGCCAUGCGAAAACGAGACAACGACCCUGACAAAAUCCAUCAUGGCGAGCGAGCACGGGGUUGUUGUUGACGCUCUCCCUUAUUUUGACAAAGGUUACGAUGAGCCUGGAGUGAAAGAAGCGGCUCUUGCCUUGGUAGAUGAAGAGACCAGAAGAUAUCGUCCAACUAAGAACUACCUGGAUUACCUGACCACACCUAACUACAGUGCUUUUGAGGUAACUUUUGUGAGAGAAAUGAAGGAUGAUUACCUGUUUAUUGUUUGCUUAUUAAUAAUUAUCUUCAUUUUUCACCAAGUCAAAUUGGAUAUAAGGGGAAGCUGGGUAGGCCUUGUAAGCAAGAACUACGAGAUAGAGCGGGCAUUGGUUGAGCUGGAAUUAGAGGUUCAGGAACUGGAGAGGCAAACAGAAGAAGAAAAAAGGAAGAGGUAGCAUAAAGACAAAAGGUGGCAGCACCUGUCUGGUGUUAAAUAGACAAUAGAUGGCAGCACCUGUCUAGUGUUAAAUAGAUGGCACAGAGCCCAACGGAGAAGGAUGAAAGCUGGACACAUCUUUUUUUUCUAAAGCAAAAUAUUGCCCACUUCUUAGUUUAAGUUAAGAGAAAGAUUGACAGAAGUAAAGGAGCAAUGGAUUGAACCACUGUUGUGGUGGAACUGUUGAUAUCAUAUGGCUUACAUGGAUUAAGAAAACAUGAGAGAUAAAGCAAGGCAUUUGUUUGUGAGGAGAUGACAAAGCCCCACACAUAUGCUGCCGUCCAUUGGGAUUUGUACAAACAAGACUGAAGAAGGAUAAAUGAUGAAUAUAAAACUUCUUCUGUACAUUUUUUAGAAAUAUUUUGUCAACAUUAUUUUAUUAAUUUAUUAUAACUGUCAUUUUUGUACAUUUUUUAACUUUUUUUUUCUUUUUAUAGCUAAAUGAAUAAAAUGAAAAGGAAUUAAGUUUUUAUGAAAGGUGAAUUAUAUUUCAACAGUGUCAUUAAA